Molecule: messenger RNA, 1550 nt
Organism: Saccoglossus kowalevskii
Lineage: Eukaryota; Metazoa; Hemichordata; Enteropneusta; Harrimaniidae
Product: kielin/chordin-like protein-like
Source: RefSeq, a predicted model, not a curated record
AUCGACAUAUCGCUGUUAUCUACUGAAGUACCAAGAUCUGAACGCAAUCUUAGCCACCCGAGUGUUCACUGCAGUCAGAUCAAGAAUGUGGAGGUAUAUUUUCUUCUACAUUAGCAUAUGCUUAUUUGUCAGCGAAACCCUGACGUUAAAUGUUGAGAAGUCGAGCCACGACCGAAAUUUGCGCCAUGUGAAUGAAGGCAAGAAAUGUGAGGACGGAGACAAAAAUGAAGGUGUUUGCAAAGAUGACAGAGAUAUUGAUUUUGAUGACUAUGGAUUUGAAAAAGGUUGUUAUCACCCUGACAAACCAUGCUGGCUUUUUAACUAUUGUGAAGGACACAUGCAUUGUUAUAUCAUAUUUGAAAAAGAAGAUGGUACACGUUUAGAUGAGGCAUGUCUAAGCAUUGGAGGACAUUGUGUGAAACCGGGAACAAGAUUCGAUGGGAUACUUAGAAAAAACCUUUGCCCGUGUGAUUAUGACUGCUAUCUUCAAGUCGCUGAUGAAUUGUGUGUGUCGCCAAAUCACUGUCAACACAUAGACGCCCCUUGCGGAGGAACUAAAAAUAGUGCUCUAUGCGAUGGUGAAGAUUUCGUUUGCUGUGUUAGUCAUACUAAUGACGGCAAGUGUACCAAUGAACCCCCAACUGGUGUUAAGGGAACAUGUAAAGACAACACCGAAGAAUGUGAUGGUUGGUACGUAACAGACAGAUGUUCCGGUCCUGCUGGCAGACAGUGCUGUGUCCCUUCUGGAAAUGACGUGGAUUGCACUUCAAUACCUAAUGCUCAGUGUAUGGAUAUCAGAAAAGAACCUUGUGAAAAUGAGGAAGGUGAAGAGGGUGAUUACAGAUCCGGAUUAUGUUCAGGACCCGCAUAUAGACAGUGCUGCAUACUCGGGUGUCCGGAUCACUAUAAAGGCCUUAAUAAUGAGGACAUAUCAACAGAUUGUCAUUUGAACUACGGGUGCUGCAGACCUUUUUGUAUAGAUGGAGAAAUACAAAUCGAUUUUUCAUGCCAAACUAAGGACAGAGAUGGCAAUCUAAUCACAUCAAACUGUGUGUGUUGUAAAGGGGACAGACCAGUUUCAGCAAAACCUGGAGGAGGAGGUGAUCCACAUUAUAAAACACUUGACAGUCAUACGUAUACUUUCGAUGGCCACUGUUCUUACAUAUUGAUGAGAGAGUGCAGUAACUAUUUGGGAACUCCUCGUUUUACUGUCAUCGCUAAACAUGAUUAAAUGGAAAGUUUAAGAAGAAAAUUAAAAGCGUAUAUUGACAGCAUAUCGAUCAUCAUGGGAACAUUCCGGGCUGAUCUACUGCACGGCAAUUUAGUUUCCAUCAAUAAUCGACCUGCAAUUCAUAUUCAUGAUUUGAGAGAAUGGAACGAUACAGAUAAAGGCAUCUAUAUAACACCAGAUCAGGGUAUGACUAAAGUAGACGUUGCUGGAGAAUUCACCGUAUGGUUUAAUGGUAAUGGACGUUGUGAGGUAGCCAUUGAUACACAGUAUCACGGGAAAGUGUGUGGGUUACUUGGCAACGCAAAUGACGAUCCUUAUG